This is a messenger RNA of Maudiozyma barnettii, 588 nucleotides long. RefSeq lists its product as uncharacterized. Lineage: Eukaryota; Fungi; Ascomycota; Saccharomycetes; Saccharomycetales; Saccharomycetaceae. The transcript has a single exon. Bases 1 to 588 code for a protein of 195 amino acids. The record is from RefSeq and is a predicted model, not a curated record.
AUGCUAUUCUCUAAGUCAAUUACAUUUUUAUCAAUCUGUGCUUCUGCUUUUGCUGCCUUCACCAAUGAAACCGUUUCAUCUGUUGCACAAGAAGAUAAAGUUACUACUACAUUAUCUCCAGUUACCUCUGUCGAAGCUAAGACAACCACAUGGACUCUAAGUGAUGACACUACCACUUCUUACCUAACCUUUACCUUUUACCAAACACACACUCUACCUCCUACUACUACCACUGCUGAAGAUGCAGAAAAUAAGAAAGCUGCUAUCACAGACGUUGCGAACUCUUCUGAAAAAACUACUUAUUUGACUUCCACACUAUAUUCUACCAUCAUUCAAGGUUACUCAAACUCUACAUACCAACCUGCUACCACAACUUCAGCUCCAUCAAAUUCUGAUUCUCAAUCUCAACCGUCAGCCGAAUCUGAUUCAAACGUUAAAACUGUUUACGUUACAUUAGAACCUGUCACCAGUUACAUCACAAUUACUGCAGACCCAGUUACCAAAUUUGUGACUCUUACUGCCGAUUCUAUUGCUCCAACUGUUUCUACUAACCAAGCUCAAUGGUCCAACAACACCAACACCAACUAA